This is a messenger RNA of Gavialis gangeticus (Gharial), 3165 nucleotides long. RefSeq names its product sphingomyelin phosphodiesterase 4 (gene SMPD4). The transcript has 20 exons. Bases 182 to 2665 code for a protein of 827 amino acids. Gene Ontology annotation, molecular function: sphingomyelin phosphodiesterase D activity. Gene Ontology annotation, biological process: ceramide biosynthetic process; glycerophospholipid catabolic process; sphingomyelin catabolic process. The record is from RefSeq and is a predicted model, not a curated record. NCBI's taxonomy places the organism in Eukaryota, Metazoa, Chordata, Crocodylia, Gavialidae.
GGCGUCACAACCGCGCGACCCAAGGGUAACGGCGGCCGUUUGAAACGGCGCUGGCGGGGGGCAGCGCCUUGGGCAGGGGGAGCCCCAGCAGCCUGAGGCUGUGGACAGCCCUUGCCCAUUGGCUCCGGGCUGUGACUUCCUGAGACGCCACCACCUGCAUUUGUCCAUUCUUGAAAGAGUCAUGGCGCUUCCUCACCUGCAGCAGCCAAGCUUCUUACUGGCCAGUUUGAAAGCAGACUGUGUGAACAAGCCCUUUGCUCAGAGGUGCCAUGAUCUGGAAACAGUCAUUGAGGACUUCCCUGCCAAGGAACUGCAUGCCAUCUUUCCAUGGCUGGUGGAGAGUAUUUUUGGUAGCCUGGAUGGCAUCAUUGUAGGUUGGAAUCUUCGCUCCUUGCAGGGAAGAACACAUCCUACAGAAUAUGCUAUUGCCCUGGAUUUCCUGGAUCCAAGUGGCCCAAUGAUGAAGCUGGUUUACAAACUCCAAGCAGAGGAGUAUAGAUAUGAUUUUCCAGUUUCCUAUCUCCCAGGUCCUGUGAAGGCCUCAAUACAUGAGCGAGUCCUACCAGAAUGCUCAUUGUACCACAACAAAGUCCAGUUCCCUCCAUCUGGUGGCCUAAGUUUGAACCUAGCUCUCAAUCCAUUUGAAUAUUACAUGUUUUAUUUUGCAAUUAGCCUCAUCACACACAGAAAUACUCCCAUCACUCAUCAUGUCAGUACUUCAAAUAGUGCAUACUUCAUCUUGGUGGAUGCGUACCUGAAGUGGUUCCUCCCCACAGAAGGCAGUGUCCUUCCUCCACCUUCUUCCAAUCCUGGCGGAACCAUCCCUUCACCUGCUCCCAGGUCCCCAUCAGUGCCUUUCACCUCUUAUGGCAUGCAUCACACUAGCCUCCUGAAACGACAUAUUGCCCAUCAGCCUUCAGUGAAUGCAGACCCUGCUUCCCAAGAGAUCUGGAGGUCAGAAACAAUGCUUCAAAUCUUUGUUGAAAUGUGGCUUCACCAUUACUCACUGGAAAUGUAUCAAAAAAUGCAGUCUCCACAUGUCAAGCUGGAGGUUCUCCACUACCGACUCAGUAUCUCCAGUAAACACCACAGUAGUCCUGCCCAAUCCGGCUACCAGGCCCUCCACGCAUAUCAAGAAUCAUUUAAACCCACUGAGGAGCAUGUGUUAGUGGUAAGACUGCUUGUGAAGCACCUGCACGCUUUCACCAACAGCCUGAAACCAGAACCAAUCUCCCCCUCGGCCCACUCCCAUACAGCCAGCCCACUGGAAGAAUUCAAAAGGGUGGUGAUUCCUCGGUUUGUCCAGCAGAAGCUGUAUAUCUUCCUGCAACACUGCUUUGGCCACUGGCCUCUAGAUGCCUCUUUCAGAGCGGUUCUAGAGAUGUGGUUAAGUUAUCUGCAGCCUUGGAGAUAUGCUCCUGAGAAACCACUUCAGAGUGCAGACCCCCAGCUUCGUAGUGUUGCAGAGAAAUGGGCUCCUUUUGUUCAAGAAAAUCUACUGAUGUACACAAAGCUGUUUGUGGGCUUUCUGAACAGGGCUCUCCGCACAGACUUGGUCAGCCCUAAAAAUGCCCUGAUGGUGUUCAGAGUAGCCAAGGUCUUCGCCCAGCCGAACCUAUCUGAAAUGAUCCAGAAAGGAGAGCAGUUAUUCCUGGAGCCGGACCUUGUUAUCCCUCACCGGCAGCAUCGGAUUUUCAUGACUCCCACCCUUGGUGGGACCUUCUUCUCAUCAUGGCCUCCAGCCAUCACAGAUGCCUCAUUUAAGGUGAAGAGUCACAUUUACAGCCUAGAAGGACAGGACUUUCAGUACAAACAGAUGUUUGGCACAGAAGUCAGAAAUUUGGUGUUACGAUUGGCACAGUUAAUAUGCCAAGCCCAGCAGACAGCAAAAUCUAUAUCUGACCACUCUGCUGAGACCCUGGCUAGCAAGUCCUUCCUAUCUUGGUUUAGGUUUGGCCCUUCUGAGAUGAAUGGUUCUUAUACAGGCAAUGACCUAGAUGAAAUUGGGCAAGAAAACAUCAAGAAAACAGAUGAAUAUCUGGAGAAGGCACUGGAGUACUUAUGCCAGAUCUUUAGGUUGAGUGAAGCCCAGCUGACCCAAAUGAUGAUGAACUGUGGGACAGCUCAAGAUGAGAACGGAAAGAAGCAGCUUCCAGACAGCAUUGAGAGUGAGGAUGGGUUAAUUCUUACACCUCUUGGCAGGUAUCAGAUCAUAAAUGGAUUGCGCAGAUUUGAGAUAGCAUACCAAGGAGAUACUGAACUGCAGCCCAUCAGAAGUUAUGAAAAUGCCACACUGGUACGGCUGUUGUUCCAGUUGUCCUCAGCAAUUAAUCAAAGGUUUGCUGAACAAAUGGAGAAUCUUUGCUCCAGGGAAGACUUCGUUGGCAGUUUUUGUCGCUAUCAUCUUAUCAACCCAUUCCUUGCAGAGAGAACCAGGCACAGCCCAAUGCUGAAGCAUAGAUCCAGACACAUGCAACAACCAAAGAUCAGUCUGAGAUUUCUAGCCAGCUACAGGACUCUUCUUUCCUUGUUCAUGAUCUUCUUCAUUGCAUCCCAGUUCUGUAUUGGACCACUGGCCUGCACUUUCCUUCUUCUUCUGGCUUACCUUCUUUAUGCAGUAGUGAUGACUUUCUUCACUGAAAGAUGGAAACCUCACCAACAUUAACUUUCUCUGUCAGCACAUUCUUGUACAGCAAACAUUUUGAGAUACCAAGUUGUGUUAAGUGUGUGAAAGGUUUCACUUAAGGAUGCUUUUUAAAGUAUUUUUAAUAUAAAAAUUAAGUGGGUUGCUAAACACAGAUGGGAUUGUGUGGUUGUAGAGGCCACAGUAAUCCAGGUACAUUCUAUUUUUAUAAACUCUUUUCUACAGUUUAGUUAAAAUACUGAGGUAAAGCUAUAGUAUGUGAUUUUGGAAAGAAAAGGUAAACCUCCACCAUUUCUGGAGCCAACCACAAAUGGUGAAAUGAAUGAGCCCAAACAAACAGUAUGUAGCCUCAUGUGUGACUGUAUACCAUACUACAGCAUUUUAUGUAUGCCAUUUUAAAGAGAAAUUAGCUACUGGAGCUUCAGGGUUUAUAAUAAAAAUCAUGGUAAGUAGAGGACUGUUUCAGUAUGCCAGAGGCAACAGCAGUCAUGGAUCAUGGGAUCUGGACACAAAGCUGAAUA